AUUAGUUUUUUCAGUUACAAUCGAAAUGAGCGCGUUCGCGGUUGUAAUCACAGUGUUGUGGUCAUCGCCUUUGUCGUCAAAACUUUGGCUAUCACACUAGAUGUUGUUUUACUUGAAAACUAUUUCGUUGUUGUAAACUUUUGCGCGUUCGUUUCUAAUUGGAUACAUACAUAUGUAUAUAUAUACGUAUGCAUAAACAUAUGUAUGUAUGUAUGAGCUCGUCCCAAUUGCAAAGUACUGCAUAUUUACGCUUUAAAUUACAUUUAUUUAACCGUGAGCACCUAAUCAUCGUGGUAUUGUAUUCGUACGUUGAGCAUACGGACUCUAGGAGUGACCCCAAGGCACACGACGACAUCGAUUUUCAUUAACGCGCAUUUUUUUUUGCCAGCGUACGCAGAUUCGCCAGCAGAGGAAGUGGAAAUACACAAAGUCAAAAUUAAUACAAGAUGUUUUUGUUUUGUUUCUUAGAUGCGAAGUGUAUGAAGGUUACGCAAAAGUGGAUAGAAUUGAGCUCGAAAUAAAGUUGUGCGUGUCUGUAAAGAAUGUCUCGAUAGACAGAGAGAGAGAGAGAGGUGUUUUUCGUUUGGGGCAAGUAGGCGAAGUGGGGAGGAACAGCACGAAAGUGUACACAAAAGUAACGUGCUCUGUGCUCGUGGUGAAUACUCUUUACGAGAUUGUGGUACAAUAUUUUCGAAACUCUCUCGCGGUGAAUAAUGCGGUUUCGUUGAAAACAGCAAUAAAAAAAAAUUGAUUGUGUUAUAACAGCGCAACAACAAAACAAGUACUGCAUGCAAUUAUUAUCAUGUUGAUAUGCCAUAACCGCAGGGGGUGGUGGUAAAUGAAAAAGUCACGAAAAAGAGCGCGAGUAUCUUAUCGUGUUCACUUGCUGCUAGCUGCGCUGCUAAUACCGGCUCGCGAGUGUAGCUGCAUAUUCUUUUCAUUUCUGUUUUGGUGCAAACGUACAUAUAAUUUUUAAUGAAAUAACGAGAUACUUUUUAGCAACAAAAACUAUGCAUACGGAUGCAUAUUAACGAUUAAAUAACAAAAAAAAAUUAAAAAUAAAAACACAACAAAGUUUUGGUUCUUUUUAACAAAAAUUUAAAUCAAUAAGGAUGAUAAGGCGAAAGAAAUUGAUUAAUGUUUGAGGUAAAAAGCAUUAAAAAGUGUUUUUUGAAAUCACUACACUUCAUAAAUACAUAUAUAAUAUUUACGAAGUGAAAACAAAUUAUCGAAAAAGGUGAUAUUUAUUACAACAAAAAAUAAUUAACCACUCUGGCGUACUAAAAUUUACUAGUCGCAGCUCCAUCAUUAUUCGACAUUUCCUACGCUGAAUCUGAAGUUGGAGUUUUGCUAAGAGAGUUGUGCCCAAUUAUUUAAAGAUUUUUCGUGCAUCUUCAAAAUCGCAUAUGGAAAGUGCGGCGCCGUGUACCGUGAUUGCCAUAAACAGAGUUGCUUUUGUCGACAAUUUAGUCAAUAACUAGUUCAUCACACUUAGAGUUUACAAUCGAAAAGAGCUGAUUGGUUCACUGCACGCAUACAUCUCAAAAUAAAGCUGCUUUAUAACCACAUUUACCAACGAAGCAACACACAGACUCAUAUAAAUAAACAUACUUAAGGAAGUAAAUGUGUUGAGUGCUGAAGGAAGAACUUCCGGACCCUGGUCGUGGUGAGAGAGAUCUCUCCGAAAAACACACGCACACACAGCCAUAAAGCGAAUUUUCUAUUAAACUGCGCUACCUGUUUAAAAAAAAAUAUAAAAGUUGUGUAUUUGUCCAAGCCAUACUCAAUUAAAACAAAAACAAAAUCAACUGCAACAAGAACAACUGCAUAACCGUCCAUUAGCGAAAGCUAAAUCACCAGCCUUGCGUAAGCUUAAUUGACAUUUCUUCGUAUGCUGUGAAGCUUUUAAGCACCACAUAUACAUAUUUUUUUUUGUAAGUAAAUACAAAAAAUAAGCAGAAAACAUAAAGACGCGCAUAAAAAUUUAACUCAAGUGCGUUCAAAGUGCACAAAUAGUGGUAAACUAAAGAGAAGAAGGAAACUUCAAGUUGAGGAGAAUAAAUAAACCACAUACAAGCAAACUACUUACAUCUGCGUACAUACAUAUAUUGGAAAUUCAGUUGAUUUGUUAGCUGCAGGCAUUGCAAAAGCGAUAAAGUGAUACAAAACCAAGCACAAAAUGGGUAGGAAAAAGAUACAAAUAUCACGGAUUACCGAUGAGCGGAAUCGGCAGGUUACCUUUAAUAAACGCAAAUUUGGCGUCAUGAAGAAAGCCUACGAAUUAUCGGUUUUGUGUGAUUGCGAAAUUGCGCUCAUCAUAUUCUCAUCCAGUAAUAAAUUAUAUCAAUAUGCCAGCACUGAUAUGGAUAAGGUCCUGUUAAAAUAUACCGAAUAUAAUGAGCCACACGAAUCGCUGACGAACAAAAAUAUAAUUGAGAAAGAGAAUAAAAACGGUGUCAUGUCACCAGACUCACCCGAACAGGAGGCCGAUUUCACACUAACACCCCGCACUGAAGCCAAAUACAAUAAAAUCGACGAAGACUUUCAAUUGAUGAUUCAACGCACUCAAAUGGCCGGCGCUAGCGCAUCCGGCCGAAAUCUUGGCAAUACGAAUUACACAUUGCCAGUUUCGGUGCCGGUACCGGGCGCAUAUGGUGAUGCCAUGCUGCAGGCGAGUCCACAAAUGUCCCACACAAACAUAAGCCCACGGCCGUCAAGCUCAGAGACCGACUCAGUUUAUCCAUCUGGUUCCAUGUUGGAGAUGUCAAACGGUUAUCCACAUUCACAUUCGCCGCUUGGUGGUUCGCCCAGUCCAGGACCGAGUCCGGGUUUAGCACAUCACCUUUCACACAAACAACAGUCGCCGGGCGGUCAAAAUGGACGCUCUUCCAAUCUACGCCUCGUCUUACCAACGCCACUUGCUCAAAAUAUGUCAGCUGCAGAUGAGAUUGCCUACGGAGAUCAGCGACACAAUCAGACAUCACUCAAUACACCAGUCGUGACGCUGCAAACGCCAAUACCCACUAUGACCGGCUACACGUUUGGACCGCAAGAUUUCUCCAUGAGUUCCUCCGAUGUCAUGAGUUUACAGCCAUGGACAACACACCAGGGACUCGUACAGCAUACGGGACUGCCACAUUUGGCUGUACCGAAUAGCACACCACCACCUGCCACCUCGCCCGUCUCAAUCAGAGUCAAAUCCGAGCCACAAUCACCGCCACGCGAUCUCUCCGGUUGCCAUCACCAACAGAAUAGCAACGGUUCGGCGGGCAGCAACGGCAGUGGUGGUGGUGGCGGCGGCGGCGGUGGCGGUGGUUCAUCGAGCAGUGUGUCAGCAGCCAAUGCGCUCUCUCUUGCCAAUAUGAAUGCGUCAGCAGUGAUAGCGGGCGGCGGCGGCAGUGGUGGCGGCCCAUCAGCGUCCGAACAAGCUGCCAAUCUGAGUGUUCUAAGUCAUCCGCAACAGCACAUGGUGAUGCCCGGCUCAAGACCGUCUUCCACCGGUGGGCAUCUAACGCCAACGCAAGGAGUGCUAGAUAAAUAUGAAGGAUAUCAAUACCGCUCGCAACUGGGUGCGAAUUCUAGAGUGUGGAAUUUUGCCGGUUCGGUCACCCCCACCAAUGUGCCAUCGCCCGAUCUGCGGCUAACGGCUAGCCAACAAGCGCAACAACAGCAACAGCAGCAGCAACAGCAUCAGCAGGCGCAACAGCAACAGCAGCAACAACAAUUGAAUGACUAUGAUGGACCGAAUCAGGCGCACAAGCGACCGCGGAUCUCCGGUGGUUGGCCACAAUAGCCGGCCCGUGUAGCGGCGCAGCAGCACUGUAAUAGCGGUAGUGGUAGUGGUAGUGGUAAUGGUAGUAAUAAUAGCAACAAUAGUAGCAGCGGUAGCGGCAGUGGCUCAGUAAGCACAUCAACAGCAACAAAUACAUUAAGAAAUUAUCAGCAGCAACAACAACAACAACAACAGCAAUCACAAAAGAAUCUUGGCGGCAGUUUUAGCACCAGCACCAGCACCAGCACCAAGACGAACAAUACAAAUAAUCAAUGUGCUGGUGCCGAGCAAAUGCUGCCACCCGCCGUAGCUGCCGCCAACUCGCCAUACUUACGCAGCACAAGCAGCAAUAGCAGCGCUCAUAGCAACAGCAACAGUCCGUCUCUUCUUAAAGCCAAUUGCGUUGGCAUGUACAACCAGAACAGCAACAACAGCAACAGUGACUCGGCGCUCAGCACCAGCCAACUGCAUGCUGUCGGUCGUCAUGGUAAAUACGCCAGCUAUUUGCAGCAUCAGCAACAACGUUUACUCUUGCAGCAGCAACAGCAGCAGCAGCAGCAUCACCAACAACAACAGCAGCAACAACAACAACAGCAACAACAGCUAGAGCAACAAGAGCUGAGUAAUCAGUACUUGGACGCCAUCAAUUGCAGCUUAUACGGUGCCGGUGGCAGCGCAGUUGGUCAUUCAAACCAACAAGCUCAACACACAUCAAUCAACAGUCCUGCUGGUGUGAGUGUGGGCCCUGGUGGUUCAAGUCAUCAUCAUCAUCAUCAUCAUACUCACCACACCCACCACACGCUGACGCAUCAGAGCUUGGGUAUAAGCGGCAUGAGCCACGGCCACAAUGCGGCUAAUGCAAUCAUAUCUAAGUGAGUAGUGGAGGAAAGGAGAACGGCAUAUGCACGAAGCCAGUAGAAAAAGAGACAGAAAAAAUUAAAUAAAAUUUUUGUUGAUAUAUAAAAAAAAAA
This is a messenger RNA of Ceratitis capitata (Mediterranean fruit fly), 4743 nucleotides long. It is a transcript of the gene Mef2, whose product is annotated as myocyte-specific enhancer factor 2. The record is from RefSeq and is a predicted model, not a curated record. The transcript is spliced from 14 exons. Gene Ontology annotation, biological process: positive regulation of transcription by RNA polymerase II; cell differentiation. Lineage: Eukaryota; Metazoa; Arthropoda; Insecta; Diptera; Tephritidae. Gene Ontology annotation, molecular function: protein dimerization activity; histone deacetylase binding; DNA-binding transcription factor activity, RNA polymerase II-specific.